Messenger RNA from Aphanomyces astaci, 1492 nucleotides. RefSeq lists its product as hypothetical. The record is from RefSeq and is a predicted model, not a curated record. Lineage: Eukaryota; Oomycota; Saprolegniomycetes; Saprolegniales; Verrucalvaceae. The transcript has 2 exons. The coding region runs from base 15 to 821 and encodes 268 amino acids.
AAAGAAAUCAAAGAAUGGAGGCGGCCGACGUGAAGAAGGUGAACGAUGGCGCCGGCACACCAGACCCGAUCGCGCAACCGGUCCAUAACAACGCUUCCGCCGUAGCCCAAGAUUCGUCUUAUGCGAUCUGCACGGAGGAAGAGCUCAUUCAAACGUUUGCCAAGCCUGGCGAGAGGGUGUUGUACUGGGGAUCAGGAUCGCCUCAAGCGUGGCGCGUGCUGAUCGCUCUCGAAGAGAAGAACAUUGAAUACCGCAGUGUCUGUGCGAGCUUCUCCAGUGGCGUCCUGAAAUCCCCUGCGUUCCGCCAGCUCAACCCCCGCAUGCGCGUGCCAGUGUACGUGGACGGUACUGCGGGUGUCAUUCUGUACGAAUGCGAUGCGAUUCUGGCUUUCCUGGAGAGGUUUUACCCGAAUCCACUCAUGCCCACAGACCCAAAGUCGUUUGCGAUUGCCGAAACCCGCCUCCAUGAAGCGAAUGAGGUGCUGUCCACCGUGGGCGAAAUGGUUGUGUACCUUCGACGAGCACAAUCGAACGCCAAGAAGAACAUCAAGACCAACAUGGACAUGCUGCACGCCAAAUGGAACGUGCUGGAAACGGAGCUCAAGCUGUGGGAAAUGUACUUAGACGGCCGCCAGUACUUGGUCGGGAAUGACGCGUUUCUGUGCGAUGUGGUUGUGUUUACGAACGUGGCGUACGCGGUUCGAUGUGGCUUGCAACUCGACGGUCUGUAUCCGCGCUUGGCCAUGUGGUACCUUCGCAUGUGUUCGCGCCCGUCCGUCGAGAAAACGUACGAACCAUCGAUCUUGGGUUGGCACUUAUGAUCAUGUUAGGUGGCCGCCGCAUUGGAAGACCACGAUUGGGUUCACGGUGCUCGCUCGGUGUCACUUUUGCAUAUGUCAAGGCGAAUGCGUAUGUAGCUGCAGUCCGUCGUCGUCGUAGCCAGAAUCAAAAGUAGUUGGACAACAUGAUAGAUCUGGAAUUUGGAUAAGUCUUGCUCCUCGUUGAUCAUCGUGGCAUCCCCACAUACCAGGCAAUCAUGCCCCAAUAUUCACUAAGGCGGAAAGUUGGUCGACAUAGCGACGGACCUCCGUGUAGGAGCGUAUGCCUUUGAUGAGUAGUUGGUAAUGGGAUCGUGAUAUGGAUGUGCUUGCAUCGGAUACAAUUCCGUUCGAACGUGAUCCCCGCAGGCUAGGUUCAAUCAAUCGCCCAUGAGUUCAAGCUGGCCUUGGAGACGCAGUAGGGCCUUGGAGAGGAGGGUGAUCUUGGCCUCCAUGCGGACUUCGGACUCGAGCAGCCGCGUUUCGAUCAUUUGCUCGAUCAGUUGCAGCUGCUGGUCGCUGGGGUCGGCGGUCUUAAAGCUCCCGCCAAAUGACAGCCGCUCCACUCUCUUGGCGCGCUCGGGGCUCACGAGGUGCGAUUGGUGGGUACGGAUCACACGCUGCAGGUCGGCCAAGUCGUGGCGAAAAUUAUCCUACAAAAGACCAACACCAAG